Exophiala xenobiotica is the source of this 1008-nucleotide messenger RNA. RefSeq lists its product as uncharacterized. Bases 1 to 1008 code for a protein of 335 amino acids. NCBI's taxonomy places the organism in Eukaryota, Fungi, Ascomycota, Eurotiomycetes, Chaetothyriales, Herpotrichiellaceae. The transcript is spliced from 5 exons. The record is from RefSeq and is a predicted model, not a curated record.
AUGCCGUCCAAAGACUUUAUCGACGUUCGCCUACUGGUGGAUGGCCAGCCUUUGGUGGAAUAUCAUCCUCCUGAUGGCGAAGCGGAGCCAGACCAGAAGCUGACGCGCUACGUGGAAGUAGAAGCUGGCCAGAAAUUCCAAAUCAGAAUGGCAUUCCUGCCUGGCUUCCAGUUUCGCUUCGCAGCUUUCGUGUACUACAAAUUUCAGGUCGAUGACGACGAUUCCUUCUUGUUUAAAACUGUAGGCUAUUCUGCAUGCGAUGUUCAUGGAGGCACAUUAGUGAAGGCCGUUGAGCGAGAAUGGGUAUCCACUCCUUGGAAGGAUGAGAGCACAGGGACGUGGCAUGACUAUGAAUAUGAGUUCGGCGCGCUUGGACUUGUCUACCGUGCCAAAUCACAGAAACGCAACAAACCCUACGUGUUCGACGAGGAAAUGCCCAGGAUUGUGGAUGAGCUCUCCGAGAGGCUUCUCAAGGGAAAGGAAAUAAAGAACAAUGUCCACUAUUCUUCACGGACCCCCACUUCACCACCAGAACUUCAGUAUGAGGAUCACAUUCCGAUCAAGGGAAAUCACGGCAGACCCUAUGAAUUCUUCUUCCUAUACCGAAACAGAAAUUCCGCUCUCAUUCUGCAACGCACUGAAGAUAUGCUGCGAAUCACCAAGCAACGAGAAAGAGAACGUAACCUGCGCAUCAUGGAAUUGGAGGAGAGAUUGGCUCGGGCGGAGUCUGGAAGUCAAGCCGGCAGCAUCAUCGACCUUGACAGCAAUACCACGCUUGUACCGACACGCGAAGGCGGCAUCAGAACGGAGCGGAAGUCGAACUGGGCGCCUCUUGACCAACUAGGUCGAUACGAAGUCCUUCCGAGGAUCAAAGCAGAACCGCGGGCCUCGAUUCCUCCUUCACCUUUGUUCGACGACAACAACAAGCGAAAGCGUGAAGACUCUACUGGAGAAGAUGGGAAUAACAUUCUUGGUUCUUGCGAAGCGUGCUCGUCUGCAGCUGGAUGA